Molecule: messenger RNA, 1197 nt
Organism: Penicillium riverlandense
Lineage: Eukaryota; Fungi; Ascomycota; Eurotiomycetes; Eurotiales; Aspergillaceae
Product: putative C2H2 finger domain protein
Exons: 3
Coding region: 1-1197 (398 amino acids)
Cellular component (GO): nucleus
Molecular function (GO): DNA binding
Source: RefSeq, a predicted model, not a curated record
AUGGGAAAGAAAAGACGUGGUCCCACGCUGGACGAGGUCAUGGCCCGACCAUGGUGCUACUACUGCGAGCGCGACUUCGACGACCUCAAGAUCCUCAUUUCGCAUCAGAAAGCCAAACACUUCAAAUGUGAGCGAUGCGGGCGCAGACUCAAUACCGCAGGAGGAUUAUCGGUGCACAUGAGCCAAGUCCACAAGGAACAAUUGACCGAGGUCGAGAAUGCGCUGCCCAACCGAGCUGGCCUCGAGGUGGAAAUCUUUGGCAUGGAGGGUAUGCCGGACGACGUGCUCAUGGCGCACCAGCAGCGCGUGGCGGCUCAGUUCCACCAGGCUGAGGUGGAGCGUCAGGCUGCUACGGGUAACCCCCCGGCUGGCGUCAGUGCUGGCGGGCAACCAGCGAAGAGACCGAAGCUGGAGAACCCAUCGGAUCUCAAGAAGCGAUUGGCCGAGCAUAGGGCGAAGCGUCAGGAGGCCAUUGCUGGAGGGAGCAGCGGCGAGGGGACCCCUAUUGGUGCUGGGCAGGCUGCGCCGUCACCGGGAGGAUAUUUUGAAAACAGGGACAAUCACCUCAAGCCGCGGCCGUGCCCGCACCCGUUCAGCAAUAUCCCUACCAACAGGCCGCUAGCCCGGUAUACCCGACCUUCCCACCGACCGGUGCUCCCGGCCAGCCUCCGGCGCCUGGUUAUGGAGCGACACCUCCACCCCUUCCCCCAGCAACAACCACCACCAGUCCAAAUUCAAUCACCGCCCAAUUCAUCAGCCUUCCCACCGCGACCCGGCAGUUUACCUCCCGCAUCCAACCUGCCCCAGCGCCCCGCCUUCGGGGCACCUACAGUCAACGCGCAGCAGAUGCAACAAUUGCACAUGGGCCAGACCAUCCCGUCGGGCUAUGCAAACGGUGACGUAGCUCACAAGCCAGAGGUAUCAUCGUCCGUGGACGCCCUGGUCUCCGGCGCCGCCACCGAAGCCGCAGCCGCCAAAACGGCCGAGUCGACCGAAAAACCAGCAAAGAAGGACAAGUCCAAGCAGACGCGGAUGAUAUACUCCGACGAGACAAUCAGCCCGGAGGAAAAGAUGGCACGCCUGCCCCGAUAUUCAUUCGUUCCCAACCGCAAGAAUACCGUCCUUGGAGAGCUCCCGGCCGCCGUGGUCACGGGCGCGAUCCGCGAUUCGGACACGGUGAUCGACCCGACCCAUUGA